Molecule: messenger RNA, 1061 nt
Organism: Corythoichthys intestinalis (scribbled pipefish)
Lineage: Eukaryota; Metazoa; Chordata; Actinopteri; Syngnathiformes; Syngnathidae
Gene: mpdu1b
Product: mannose-P-dolichol utilization defect 1b
Exons: 7
Coding region: 46-825 (259 amino acids)
Biological process (GO): oligosaccharide biosynthetic process
Source: RefSeq, a predicted model, not a curated record
UGGACGGACUCUUUAAAGUGUAACACGUGACAACACCGCUCGAAAAUGGCGGAAGAAGUCAUCUUGGCGAAAGGUUCCUCUUUUAUGGAGCCUUUUAAAGGCGCCUUGGUGACAUAUUUGAUCCCGGAGUCGUGUUACGACGAGUUUUUCCUCAAUUUCAAUUUUCUAGACGUACCAUGUUUAAAGAUUUUGCUGAGCAAAGGCCUGGGGAUCGGCAUCAUCCUGGGAUCAGUCAUGGUGAAGUUGCCUCAGAUCCUGAAGAUGAUGAAUGCAAAGAGCGGCGAAGGCUUGAGCUUCCAAUCGGUGCUCCUGGAGCUGCUGGCCAUCACCGGAACCAUGGCGUACAGUAUUACCAAUAAGUUCCCCUUCAGCUCUUGGGGCGAGGCGCUCUUCCUCAUGCUGCAGACGGUCACCAUCGGCUUCCUCAUUCAGCACUAUGCAGGGAGAAGCGGCAGAGGUUUCCUUUUCGUGAUCCUAUAUUUUGCUCUGCUGGGUCUGGUGCUUUCUCCAAUCACCCCCAUGUCAGUGGUGACCACCUUGCAAGCCUCCAACAUGCCCGCCAUCAUCGUGGGACGGCUAUUCCAAGCUGCUACUAAUUUCCGCAACGGACACACGGGCCAGUUGUCAGCCAUUUCCGUCUUCCUGCUGUUCGCCGGAUCCCUGGCGCGCAUCUUUACUUCCCUUCAGGAAACGGGCGACACGUUGAUGGCCGCCACGUACGUCAUCUCCUCGGCGUGCAACGGCAUCGUCGCCCUGCAGGUGCUCUACUACUGGAACGCCUCGGCGGAGCGCAAGAAGAAGAAGAAGAGGAAGAAGAGAGAGUAGGAGAAUGGCACUGGUGUACCGUUGAGAGUAUUGACUAGUAAAAGAAGUGAACACAUUCCUGAUUUUCAAAAUAAAGCGUCCAAAAGUUUGGCGUCUUCUUCCUUAUUUGAGUCAGGAGGAAUUUUGCACCCCGCUCACACGACGCCUUAUCUUUAAAGUCCGCUUUCAAAAAGAUUUUAAAUGAAUUCCAUUUUAUUUAACAUUAAACUGAUGGUUUCCAUAAUUUAAAUGCGGAG